AUGGCCAACAUCACGUACGUUCCGUGCUGCGCAAGCAGGCGCCCGUCCACCUCUGACCCUACAACUGACUCAUCGCAACCCCUCCUUCUUACCGUUUGGUCGGGCCUUGCUCGCUUUCGCCGUACGCGCCCGGCCGGUUGUCGUCCUCGAACGAUCGCCGUUCGCACCCGUGAUACCACAGAUAUGGCGCGCUCAUCAACGCAGCAUCGCAGGUCGUGCCGGUCGGAGAAAGCUGUACGUCACGGUCUGACCCUGCGAAUCGCUACAAAUCGCUGCACGGGCUCGUCCGCGCCGCUCUUCACCUGCUGAUCCGAGAGACUUCUAUGCGCCUGAUUGAAUCGUUUGGGAACGGUCGUCUAUCGCAGACGGCAUCAACGCGGCGGGCACCGAUCUGAUUGUUACCAGUCCGGAGUAUGGCGUGGCAGCCUACUCUUCCGGUACGUUUGCUGCACCACCUCUCUAUUCGAGUCAGACUCAUUGUUCCCAGUCCUCAUGCUGAUCAUUUUCCUGCUUCAUUUUCAACCUUCCACAGGAGAUAUGUACGUGCCGCGGACCAGAGCCGGGUUUCCGUUGCAGUCCCGAGUUAGGCCCUGACUGAAUUAUUGUCAAAACCUCGCCGGCGGCACGUCUGAUUUUGAUAGCGCAUGGCUCCUCACGUGUACCGCUCUUGUGUGGUACGUAUUUGUGGUGUUUGGUGUCCUUGGUGGUACCUGGUCUGACCUUGCGCGCUUUCUCACGCGGAGCAAAUUACCCCAGGUUGAUGAUUCCCGGAGUUGGGUCAGUCGCCGUUUCCUCGAUCGCGGACCGAUGCAGUCUGCGGGGCUACUCGGCCCGCGGCAGCCUCUUCGGCGCGUGUACUGCACUGCUAGGUCCGAAGGAGUUGCUCUACACGGAGUCACUGACGCAUUUUGCCCCACUCGUUCGCAACUACCGACCGACAGCUACCUGUACUCCGGGUACGUCGCUGGCGUGACCUCGCUCCAGCUAUGCCCGGGCUAAUCUCCGCUGCCCCGUAAUCACCUCUACCGCGAUUUGAACAGACUUUGCCGACGAAAAAAUGCGUUGACAGUCCUGAGUUUGACCAUGCUUUGUAUGGGCAUCGUGUCUUUCCAGGUCAGUGUUUUCCUCGUUCGAUGCGAAAGACUAGAGCGCCCUGCUGACCCCAAGUGUUUGCACCUGCUUCUACUCCUGCUCCAUAUUUGCAGUGGUUCUUCUGGGGUAAGUUUGGCGCCUACACACCUCUUUCGAAAUCCUUCUUGUGGCGGUAGCUGAUUUUCACCGAAUGGAUAUGCACCAACCAGGUUAUUCGCUCGCUUUCUCACCGACGGGAGGUCCUUUCUUGGGUGAUCUCCACUUCUUCGUCUUGCGCAACGUCGCCGAACAACCGGUGCCGCAAGCCAACAACAAAGUCCCGCAAAUUGUCUACAUGAUUUACCAAAACAUGUUUGCCGCCCUCGUGCCCGCCGUUUUCAUUGGUGCCGCUGCCGAGCGAGGUCGUGUCUUACCCGCCUGCAUCUUCUUCUUCUGCUGGUCCACGGUCGUCUACUGCCCCGUCGCGCACUGGAUCUGGGCCCCCGAGGGGUGGGCGUUCAAGCUCGGUGUUCUCGAUUACGCCGGUGGAGGUCCCAUCGAGAUCUGCUCGGGUGUUACGGGUCUCGUCUACAGCAUCUUCCUCGGUAAGCGACGCGGUUUCGGCACCCCUCUUUUGGCUUUCAAGCCCCACAACGUCUCGUACGUCAUCCAGGGCACCAUUUUCCUCUGGGUGGGCUGGCUUGGUUUCAACGGAGGGUCCACGUUCGCCGCCAACUUCAAGGCCGCAUUCGCGAUCGUCAACACCAACUUGGCCGCCAGCUUUGGCGGUCUAGCCUGGAUGCUGAGUAAGUUGUCCGUGUUGCACCCCUUUCAUCCUCGGAGUUCCACUGCGGCUGAAAACUGAACGUCGCCGCGCACUUUCCUUCCGAAUUUCUCAGUCGAUUAUCGUCUGGAACGAAAGUGGUCUGUCGUUGGAUUCUGCACGGGUGCGAUUUGCGGUCUCGUUGCAAUCACGCCGGCUGCCGGCUACGUUGGUCCUGCGGCCUCGAUCUUCAUCGGAGUCAUCGCCGCCUCCAUUUCCAACUUGUUGACCACCCUCAAAGGUAUCUUCAACUUUGACGACGCGAUGGAUAUCUACGCUUGCCACGGAGUCGCAGGUAUUGUCGGCCUGGUCUUCACCGGUGUUUUCGCGGAACCUUCGUACACGGGCAACGACGGCUACUCGACAGCUUCGGGAUGGAUCAAGCACAACUACAUUCAAGUCGGAUACCAGCUCGGCUACAUCUGCGCGGUCUGGGGCUACACCUUUGUGGUGUGCUUCGCGCUCAUGUUCCUCAUCAACCUCAUCCCUGGCUGCAAAUUCCGCGUGGACGAGAACCAAGAGAUCGUUGGAACUGACGACGCCGAGCUUGGAGAAUGGGCCUAUGAUUACGUACGCUAUCUCGAGCCUUGGUCAAUUUUCUGGGUGCUCCUUUCGUUCGGUAUGCUGACCUCCCCUCUGCUGCACCCCACCCACAGGUCGUCAAGAGGCGUGACAUUGAGGCUCCCGACGAACUGCGCGACUACUACAGCCAGUCCAUGGUCCAACGCCCGCUCGCCGAGAUCGCUCGAGUGAGUGGCAACUCGUCGAGCCUCGACACGGCGAUCCCGCCUGCGUCCGAGACGACGACGUCGAACGCUCUUGAAAAGUCGGCCCCUGCCGGCAAAACCGAGGAAGUGAGGGACUGA
Microbotryum saponariae is the source of this 2760-nucleotide messenger RNA. The record is from the annotation of a GenBank genome assembly. NCBI's taxonomy places the organism in Eukaryota, Fungi, Basidiomycota, Microbotryomycetes, Microbotryales, Microbotryaceae.